This is a messenger RNA of Pecten maximus, 2552 nucleotides long. RefSeq names its product sodium/glucose cotransporter 5-like. The record is from RefSeq and is a predicted model, not a curated record. The transcript has 15 exons. Gene Ontology annotation, cellular component: plasma membrane. Gene Ontology annotation, molecular function: D-glucose:sodium symporter activity. Bases 38 to 2038 code for a protein of 666 amino acids. Lineage: Eukaryota; Metazoa; Mollusca; Bivalvia; Pectinida; Pectinidae. Gene Ontology annotation, biological process: transmembrane transport.
AAUGUUGCUGCCUGUACAAUGAUAAGAAAAGUCCAAUAUGGCGGCUAAAGAAGGGCGUAUAGACAACUGGGCUGACAUUUUAGUACUUGUUGUAUACUUCGCUGCUAUUUUGGCCAUAGGGUUAUGGUCCAUGAGACGAUCAAACCGAGGGAAUGUGAAGAGUUACUUCCUGGCCGGACAUUCCAUGCCAUGGAUAACGGUAGGAGCUUCGCUAUUUUCUAGUAAUAUCGGCAGUGAGCAUUUCGUCGGUCUUGCCGGAUCGGCAGCCUCCAGCGGAAUCGCCAACAUCACAUUUGAAUGGAUGUCGACCUUCCCUAUAUUGUUACUUGGAUGGUAUUUUCUCCCCGUCUAUAUAUCUGCUGGUGUAUAUACACUGCCAGAAUACAUGGAAAAACGGCUUGGUGGGAAUAAGAUCCGGAUUUACCUCUCCUGUCUGUCUUUACUCCUCGCUAUCGUCACCAAACUGGCGGUGAGUAUGUUCGCCGGCUCCCUGUUUUUACAAAUGGCGACAGGGUGGAACAUGUAUCUAUCCGUCACCAUCCUUCUGACUAUCACAGGGUUAUACACCAUAUUAGGAGGUCUAACUGCCGUCAUGUAUACGGACACCUUCCAGACCGUGGUUAUGACCAUUGGCGCGUUCGUACUACUUGGGGUGGGAAUGUAUAAAGUAGGAAAUCUUGAAAAUCUCGAAAGGAGAUAUAUGAAUUCCUCGGCUACCAUACAGCUUAUAAACUCCACAUGUGGACUGCCGAGGCAAGAUGCGUUUCACGUGUUUCUCGACCCAGCCGGAAAUGUGCAGCCAUGGCCAGGGCUGAUCAUAUCUGCAUCCCUAAUAUGCUUAGCAUACUGGUGCUGUGAUCAAAUAAUUGUACAGCGGUCACUGGCUGCUAAGAAUGUAGAGCAUGCCAAAGGAGGAUCUAUCUUAGCAGCUUCUCUGAAAAUUCUGCCAUUGUUUUUGAUGGUCAUCCCUGGACUGAUUAGUCGAGUUUUGUUUCCAGAUGAGGUUGCCUGUGCCGACCCCGACGAGUGCAUGAGGAUCUGUGAGAAUCCUGUGGGAUGUUCUAACAUCGCCUACCCCAAAAUGGUCUUGGAACUUCUCCCAAAUGGAUUACGUGGUUUCCUGAUGGCUGUUAUCCUGUCCGCCAUAAUGAGUUCCCUGACUUCCAUCUUCAACAGUUCCAGUACUUUGUUUACCAUGGAUCUGUGGAGACGAUUUCGUCCAUUAUCGACCCAGAGGGAAUUACUAAUCGUCGGCAGAAUUGUCAUUCUCGUUAUGUGCGGAUUAAGCAUCGUCUGGCUUCCACUCAUCAAAGGCUCUCAAGGGGGACAACUCUUUAAUUACAUCAAUAUGGUCCAAGCCAAUAUAAUGUCUCCCGUUGGUGCAGCCUUCGUAAUGGCGAUGUUUUGGACGAAAACCACUGAAUGGGGUGUAAUCGGUGGGCUGAUAAUAGCCCACACUUGUGGAGUAAUCAGACUUGUCUUGGAGUUCGUUUACCCAGCGCCACCUUGUGGAGAACCAGAAACUAGACCCGCAGUUUUAUAUAAAGUUCAUUUCCUAUACUUUGGGACACUUCUGGCAUUCAUCACGCCGUUAGCCAUAGUGAUCAUCAGUAUGGUAACAACAGGACGACCUAAAGAACAGUUAGAGGGCAUCACCUGGUGGACACGAGUAAAGUAUUCUAAAACCAGUGAACAGCUUGGUGAAAAUGGUGUGUCUACGGAUGUAGAAAACGAAAUCAAACUUAAUGGAAAACAUGAGAACUUGAAUCUACAGGACACAAACAAAAUGGAACCUAACUCAGAUGAAGCACGUGGACACGAAGACCUUCCUCAAAAACAGAACGAGAAAAAAACUUGCAAGAACAAGUUGCUUGUAUUCCUAUUUGGAAUGCCCGACAAGGGGAGGGAGAUAGUUGUGAUGACUCUGCAUCAAAAACAGAUUUUCAUGAGAGAACAGCCAAAAGUUAAAAAGUUGUUGAACGCAUGCGCCAUCUUUGUUAUAGGAGCUGUGAUGUUCUUGUUUGGAUACUUUGCAUGAUUUAAUGGUAAAUUAACAUAUAUUUCGGAGAAAUGGAUGUUGAAAUUAACUUAUAUUCUGGAGCAUUGAAGCUAAUAUAGGUUAAAAGUGCAAAAAACUAAUAAAAUAUAUUUCCAACUAACAUAUGUAUAUUACGUUGGUUGAAUGUUUUGGCCAACGUUGUUGGUACUCCGUGGUUAGUUAUAUGAUAUGCUGGUUGUACUUCGUCCUUGAUUUAUUUUUAAUCUUGGUCUGAGCAAUGUUUGCUUUGUAUGCAUUGAUGCCAACAGUUGAGUUGAGACAGACAUGUAUGCAAAUCUGUACAGCUAGCCUUUUCUGCCUGUGUAGGAUCCUAUCACAAUGUCUCUGUUUAUUAAUUAGUAUUUAUUUAAGAGAAAAAAAUAGUGGUAAAGCAUAGUGUAAACAACCAGUUUUAUCAACAAAAUAUCAAACUCCAGAGUAGUGUAAUGUGACAGGACGAUGUAAAGCAGUUGACAUUGAAAUACAAACUCCAGUAAAAAGAAGUUGUGCAAUU